This is a messenger RNA of Sinocyclocheilus rhinocerous, 564 nucleotides long. RefSeq names its product cyclic AMP-responsive element-binding protein 3-like protein 3-A. Gene Ontology annotation, biological process: regulation of transcription by RNA polymerase II. The record is from RefSeq and is a predicted model, not a curated record. The transcript is spliced from 5 exons. Gene Ontology annotation, molecular function: DNA-binding transcription factor activity, RNA polymerase II-specific; RNA polymerase II cis-regulatory region sequence-specific DNA binding. Gene Ontology annotation, cellular component: nucleus. Lineage: Eukaryota; Metazoa; Chordata; Actinopteri; Cypriniformes; Cyprinidae. Bases 1 to 564 code for a protein of 187 amino acids.
AUGGCACUACUCUCAAACAAGGCUUAUUCUGGGAUUGAACUCCUAGACCUGCUCCUCGAGCCCCAUAAGGUCCGUCAUAUGGAGAGCAAUGGUGACCAUGGCAACCCCGCGUGGUCAAUCACAGAUCAAAGCAUUCUGUGUCAUGGUGAAGGUGUUGUUGAUAACUUCCUGGACUCCCUGUUGCAAGCGUCAGAUGGCGUGUCACAGCCCUGCUCUCCUCUCUGGGUCCUCUCACCCUCUGACAGCGGAAUCAGCGACGACCCCCACUCUGACCACCUGGACAGCCCGCCGCCGCCCGCCAGUCCGCUUUUUGACACUGUCUUCCUCCCUCAGCAUCCGCAUCUUCUUCCUCAGCAUCUUCAGCAGCAAGACGCACCUGUCACAAACACAGAGCCUGAUACCUCCAUUGAUCAGGAUUGGGAGGCCUGUCUGUUCUCUGAAGGUCUGACAGACUCUCAGUGCACAUCAGCAGUGCCGAGAACUCAACCAGCCACCGUUUACCAGCUCACCGUGAAAGACCUGCUGCUCUCCAACAUCGGAGAAGCUUGUGAAACAUACAGCUAG